AUGCUGACCGUUGUACAGACCGUUCUGUUUGCCCCGGGCACAGUCGUCGAUCAGAUCUUCCCUUAUACCGGCCAGUCCGCGCAGGACUAUACUACUGAUCGUUACAAGAACAAGGGCAGCGGGCGGUUUGAAUCCAACUACUUCGAGUCAGAGCUAGGAGCCCGCGGGCUGAUCAACUCGAACGUUGGCCCGGCUCUGAAGAGUUUCCCGUUCUAUGAAGAUGCUUCCACUAUUCACGAUGCUAUCGAAAGGUUCAUGGCCACUUUCGUGAACUCAUUUUAUGCCACGAAAAAAGCUAUCACAAGAGAUGCAGAACUCCAGGCGUGGGUCACUGAAGCGCAAGGUCCUGCUGAAGCCAUUGACUUCCCAUCGAUCACGAGCAAUGGCGAUCUGAUCGAUGUCUUGACCCACAUUGCACAUCUAGCAUCAACCUCGCACCACACAGUCAACACCAACGAACUGAUCGACAUUUCAUCCACUUUGCCGUUCCACCCACCUGCCCUCUACAAGCCCAUCCCGACCCGCAAAGGCAUCAAAAACGUAGCGAACUACCUCCCACCAUUCAACCAAGUCCUGACCCAAUUCGCCGUCGGCGCCUUGUUCGCACGUCCAAAGUUUGUCGGCAGCAAACGAGCACUGUUACACAUGUUCGACGACCCCAACAUGCUCGACCGCAUGAACCCGAAGACACGGAAAGCAGCAGCGAAGUUCAAGAAGGACAUGCAAGCGUUCAGUGCCGAUGUCAGCGGGAGGACGUUCGACACGGACGGGUUGAGCCAGGGUAUGCCGUUUGUGUGGCGGGCGUUGGAUCCGAAUGUUGCGCCGUAUUCUAUAACGACUUGA
Messenger RNA from Saxophila tyrrhenica, 843 nucleotides. RefSeq lists its product as uncharacterized. Gene Ontology annotation, biological process: lipid oxidation. Bases 1 to 843 code for a protein of 280 amino acids. The record is from RefSeq and is a predicted model, not a curated record. The transcript has 2 exons. Gene Ontology annotation, molecular function: oxidoreductase activity, acting on single donors with incorporation of molecular oxygen, incorporation of two atoms of oxygen; metal ion binding. Lineage: Eukaryota; Fungi; Ascomycota; Dothideomycetes; Mycosphaerellales; Extremaceae.